Molecule: messenger RNA, 2375 nt
Organism: Prunus persica (peach)
Lineage: Eukaryota; Viridiplantae; Streptophyta; Magnoliopsida; Rosales; Rosaceae
Product: probable LRR receptor-like serine/threonine-protein kinase At2g28960
Exons: 8
Coding region: 487-2238 (583 amino acids)
Biological process (GO): protein phosphorylation
Molecular function (GO): protein kinase activity; ATP binding
Source: RefSeq, a predicted model, not a curated record
UUGGUCCAUGCUUGACACUGGAAAAAUAAAUAGCCUGCAUAUAUCCAAACUACACCACCUCACAGCCAUUUGCCUUGUAUACAUUAUUCCAACUUCAAAUAACUCCAAAUUCUCUCCCUCUCUCUCUCUCUCUUUCUCUCUCUCUCACAAGUAUAUAAAAGUUUGCAGAUAAAAUUAUGUCAUUGCCGUCUCAUCUGCACAAACUCAUUCUCCUUAAUUUAUAUGAAAAUGAAAAAUACUUUCCUUGCCAACGAUCACAAUACACAAUCUUCUUUUCCCUUUUAGAUUCUAUACUCAUUCCAGAUACCAAGUUAUACAUUCUGAGCAUCCUUUCUUCACACAAAUACACACUAAAAGAAGUAAGAAAGAAGACAGUCUUCCUGGCCGGUUGAAGACAUAUGCAUAUCUUCAAUUCUGUCACCAAUCAUCUGUGUUCAUUCAUUUCAAGGAUGUCAUAAUUGGGAUAUCUACCUUUUGCUUCCCACAAUGGCCAAACUUAUCUCGAGUUUCCUCCGUCGUCAUAAUCCGAUAAUACUUGUCUUUAUUUUCCUCAGUGCCUUAUAUUUUGUUUUCUCAGAGACCCCAGAUGUUGAGUGUGUCAUUGAUAUUCAGGCCUCUUCAUCUUGGCGUAACUCAAGUUGUGAGGCAGGAAAUUGGGGUGGAUUUAUCAGUAAUUGUUGUGAAGUAGUUUUUGAUGACUACCUGUAUGCCUUGGGACAGAGGGCCAACCAGACCGGGAAGCUCUUCUUGAAUUCCACAGAGCAGACAAACUGCUUAGUCCUAAUGAAGGGUAUUAAGGAGGAUGUUUUGAGUUGUGGCAUCGAGAAGCUAACAAGUGGAGCCGGCGGCUGCUCCGACUAUACUAAACUAGAUGUUUUUAAUAAUUUACGGAACACAAUGGAAAGUUUAGAAGAAGACUGUAAGCUUUUGGGCACAGCCGAAAAAUCUGAUCUGGUUUGCAGUGCAUGCUUGAAAAGGUGGGAAGAGAUUGUUGCAUCAUCAGACAAUAAGAGGGGUUCAUCGAAGGUUGAAGCCAAUAUCUGUGGUUUUGCUGUUUUGGUAUCCUUAACAAGCAAGAGGAUUGAUGAUAAGGCUUUUGUUCAGGCACUUUAUGAAUGCCUUGGGGAUCAGAGACUUUCAGCAGAUGAACAGCGUAGCUCGGGGACUAAUGCUAUAAACUUGAGCACAGGUAUAUGGAUUGUCUCUGGUGGUCUAGCAGGAAUUGCAGCAAUGAUACUCAUUGCCACAUGGACCUUAUGUAGAAAAGGGCCUCAAAAGAGUGUUUCAGCUGAGAAAUAUGCAUCAAACGAUUCACUGUCUGAAGAACCUGGCAGCUUUAAAAUAUCAAUCAAGGAAAUUUAUGCAGCGACCGACAAUCUAAGUGCAGUCAAUUUCAUUGGCCAAGGCGGAGCUGGAAAGGUAUAUAAAGGCAUACUCUUGAAUGGGAAGCAUGUUGCAGUCAAGCACAUAAUCAAUGAUGGCUCUGUAGAGACAUUCAUCAGAGAAGUAACAAGCCUUUCCGAUGUUAGACAUCCGAACCUUGUAGCUUUGCUUGGCUAUUGUGAAGAUGUAGAAGAAUGUUUCCUGGUCUAUGAACUUUGUCAAAAUGGGAACCUUUCAGAGUGGCUAUUUGGUAAAGAUAAAAGUCUACCAUGGAUAACGAGACUUGAGCUUGCAAUUGACAGUGCAAGAGGCCUUCGGUUUCUGCACACUUAUCCGGAUGGCUGCAUUGUUCACCGCGAUAUCAAGCCAACAAACAUUCUCAUCGACAACAACUUUCAAGCCAAACUGUCAGACUUCGGGUUAUCUAAAGUUAUGGACUUGGGCCAGUCCUAUGUGAGCUCAGAAGUGAGAGGGACAUUUGGUUAUGUCGAUCCUGAGUACAGACAGAACCACCACGUAAAUGCUUCAGGAGAUGUCUACAGUUUUGGAAUAGUUCUUCUACAACUUAUCUCGGGCCGCAGGGUUAUCAAUCUGAACUCACAAAAACCAAUGCCACUUAGUAAAAUGGCCAGGGCCCUCACAAAAGGCGGUGAUGUAACAGAAUUUGCAGAUCCUAAGCUUAACGGGGAGUACUCGGUAGUAGCCUUCGACCUUGUGUUCAACCUAGCUUUGUCAUGCACAGGACUAAAGCAGCAAAGGCCAGGCAUGGAGCAAGUGGUCUCAAAACUGGAAAAGGCACUAGAUAUCUCAACCCAAAUGGAGCCAAUUUCUUUGACCGCACCAAUCAACACUUGAAAUUGAAGAAAGCAUAGCAGAAAGUUUUUGUAUAUUGAAACAAUCAUGGAUGAUUUUCAGCUUAGAAAAUGUAUCAUAUCAUUAAUUAUUACUGAUUUCAUGUGGAAAAGGAAUUAGAAUAGAUUACAAUACAACAA